AUGACUAGUAGGAGAAUUAAUGGGUUAAACAGCACUCCUACUUAUGUUGGUGAAGAAUCCUCUGUCUUUAGCAUAAAACUCCAUAUUGGUGGGGAUUUAGUAUGGCAUCCAACUGUUGGUUAUAGGGAUGGUGGAGUUGAGUUCUUUGACCAUUUCAACUGUGAUGAGGGCAGUAUACUAGAUUUAAGGAGAAUGGUGAAACAAUUGAGGUAUGCUGAUAAAAAGGUGCAAUUUUGGGCUCUGGUUAAGGUUAAGGGUAAGGGUAGGAAGAAGCCAACAAAAACUGAUCUUAAGCCUCUACUGAAUGAUGCAGACAUAGUUAGUUUAGUUGAAGAGGUUCCACCCAACAAGGAGGUAGAAAUAUUUGUUGAACAUUUAUUUGAUGACCAAUGGGAUUACGAGGUAGACAUAUCUAGAGAAUUGGGAGAUGAUUGCCUACUCUAUGAUGGAAUAAACCAGAGUUCUGAAAAUGAGGAUGAGGUUGAAGGUGAAGAUCAAGGUGAGGAAGACCCUAAUCUUAUGGACACUGGGGCUAGUUCUAAGCAGGUCAAUCCUGCUGUUGGACUGGAAGGGGGUGAAGUACAAGAAGUAGAGUGCCAAUUGUCUGAAGAGGUGUUUAAGAGUUUAGAGAAUUCUGAAGAUUCUGAUGGGGGAGACAGUGGUGUACAGAAUGUUUUUGAAGAAAGGAACUUGAAAAAAGAAGGCUUUAAGUUUGAGAUUGGAAUGAUUUUCAAAACAUCAGAUGAGUUUAAAUGGGCUGUUAAAUAUUAUGAGGCAACUAGGAGAAAAGAUAUCCACUUUAAAAAGAAUGAAAGCAGUAGAGUGAGGGUUGUUUGUAGACACAAUGACAUAUGCAACUGGACAAUUUUUGCCUCAAGAAGCAAUCCAAAAAGUCCAUUUCAGGUUAAAACAUACAUUCCAGAACACACAUGUGGGGAUCAAGAUGAAAAUAGAACUGUGAAAUCUGGUUUUCUAGCCAAAAUGUACAAGGAUGAAAUUAAACUUAAUACAGAAUGGGGUAGAAUACAGUUUCAAGAACAUGUGAAGGCAAAUUUGAAAUGUCAAGUCAGUAAACACCAGGCAUAUAGGGCUAAACAAAAGGCUCUUAAGCAACUGGAAGGUGAUGUUUCAGAACAAUUCAACUUACUCAAUGAUUACUGUGAGGAAUUGAAAAGAAGCAAUCCGGGAACUUCUGUGAAGAUGAAACUUGAUAGUGAGUUUACUGUCAAUGGAAGACCUAGGUUUCUGAGACUCUAUAUUUGCUUUGCAGCCUGCAAAGAAGGGUUCUUGAGAGGAUGUAGACCUUUCUUUGGGUUAGAUGGUUGUCAUCUUAAGGGUUGUCAGAAGGGAGGGCAACUUUUGAGUGCUGUAGGUGUUGAUGGAGAUAACAGCUUGUUCCCUAUAGCAUUUGCCAUUGUUGAAGGGGAAUUGAAGGACAGUUGGUUAUGGUUCUUGAAACGAUUGGACAGUGAUCUUAAUAUUUCAAGUAACCCUCAUGCUUGGACAUUGAUUUCAGACAAGCAAAAGGGAUUGAUACCUGCUGUUGAAGAAUUGUUUCCGGGAAUGGAGCAUAGAUUCUGUGUUAGGCACAUGCAUGCUAACUUUGUAAAGGAUGGUUUCAGUGGGAAUGUACUCAAGCAGAAACUGUGGGCAGUGUGUAAAGCAACAACAGAAGCAGAAUAUAAGCGGCAAAUGGAGGAGUUAAAGGAGAUAAAUGCUAAGGCUGCUGAUUGGUUAGCUGCAAGAGAUGCUAAACAUUAUUGUAGGGCAUAUUUUAGUACAUUUCCUAAGACAGAUUUGCUACUUAACAAUUUGUGUGAAUCAUGGAAUAGCACUAUCCUAAAUUUCAGAGAUAAACCAAUCUUAACUUUGUGUGAGAAGUUAAGAAUAUAUCUUAUGACUAGGAUGCAAAAAAAUAGAGAAAGACUAAAAAAUCAUCCGAUGAAGAUUUGUCCAAAGAUAUGCAAAUUGAUAGAAGAGGAAAAGGAUAGGGCAUGCAGGUACAAUACUUAUAAGUCUGCUGAAAACAUGUACCAAGUAGAUGAUGAGAAUUUUAAGGUCUUCAAGGUGAGUUUACUCCAGAAACAGUGCAGCUGUAGAAGGUGGGAUCUCACAGGCAUCCCUUGUAGUCAUGCAAUUGCAGCUAUAAGAAAACAAAGGGAAAGACCAGAAGACUAUGUACACAAUUGCUAUACAGUGGACUCUUAUUUCAGAGCAUAUGAGCCAGCAAUACUACCAAUCUCAUCUUCUGAGUUGUGGCCCAAAACCAAUCUUCCAGCUCCACUCCCCCCAAAAUAUAAGGCACAACCUGGGAGGCCUAAAAAAAAGAGAAAGAUCAGCCCUUUUGAAGAAACCAAGAAGGACAGCCUUGCACAAAGAACAAGGAAAGUUGGAGAAGUCAAAAGGUGCAGGGUUUGUGGUCAAAAAGGACAUAAUAAAGCAACUUGCAAACGAAACAAUCCACCACAGGUACAUGAGAUGGAUGAGGUGGUAGUUGGACAGGGUGAUGUACACAUUCAAGGCCAGUUUGAGGAUAUCCCAGUUGAGACACAAGUGCCAACUUUUGUACUUGAUGAGAUGGAGGUAAUGACAUCUCAACCAUCACAAUUAGUUCAGAGCCAAGUCCCUCCACUGUCCCACUUUAUUUCUUCACAACAGCCAAGUGGAAGUGCUACUCCAACUGUCAUCACAAGAGCAGGGAAAAAAUUUGUAACAGUCUCAAGCCUGCAACAAGCUAAUGCAGUCCAGAGAGAGGGUGGUUCAAUUUAA
Molecule: messenger RNA, 2769 nt
Organism: Ipomoea nil (Japanese morning glory)
Lineage: Eukaryota; Viridiplantae; Streptophyta; Magnoliopsida; Solanales; Convolvulaceae
Exons: 5
Coding region: 1-2769 (922 amino acids)
Molecular function (GO): zinc ion binding
Source: RefSeq, a predicted model, not a curated record